AUGGACAACGACAACAAGCACUCGGCUUCACAAGCACACUCAUCAAAAGGUGAUCAAACAGAUUGGACAGAGGACUCGGACGACGACUUGUAUCGAUCAAUAAUAUCCGACAAUGGUGAAGACUAUGAUUCACUCCGAGCAUUUACCAAUACCAUUUGUCCCAGUUCAUAUGGGUCCAUGACAGAAGUCAAGUUCAGCGCGCUGGAUGGCUUGAUCGUGAGACCUAUUGGCAUUUAUGGGAGCAAAGAAGAAAUAGUGCAGCUCUUAUUGUCUCUUGGCGUUGUCGACGACUACAUGUGA
Molecule: messenger RNA, 300 nt
Organism: Suillus fuscotomentosus
Lineage: Eukaryota; Fungi; Basidiomycota; Agaricomycetes; Boletales; Suillaceae
Exons: 2
Coding region: 1-300 (99 amino acids)
Source: RefSeq, a predicted model, not a curated record